GAUCCAAGCUAUGCAAAACAUUCUGCCAACUGUGCGAUAUCUCCACGCUCUCGAAUUCUUGCCGCAGUCUCAUUUCUUAGUGGACCGGAGUAAAUGCUGCACAAUGCUAGUUCGGCAUAUAGUCAUAUAUAUUGUAUUGCCCAGUUUUGUGUUGGCACAAGUUUGUUUCAGAACGGAUCUUAAAAAGGUUAAAGACAAAACCAUAAAUGUAAAAGUAAAGUAUUGCUGCAAGGGCUAUAAACGUCUGACAGGCAACAUUUUUAGGUGUGUGCCGCAAUGUCGACAGAAUUGUGGCAGCGGCAUAUGCUCAAAACCAAAUACAUGCAGCUGUAAUAGGGGCUAUGAGAAUCUCAACCAUUUGCCAUUCAAUCGUUGCGUGCCCCAAUGCAAGGGCGGCUGCACGAAUGGCCGUUGCAUAUCGCCCGGUAGGUGCAUCUGCGCCAACGGCUACAAAAUCGAUGCGGCAACCGGACAUUGUCUGCCAAUCUGCAGCAGCGGCUGUGCCAAUGGCCUCUGCAAAUCACCAGAAAACUGCGUCUGCAAUAAGGACUACACCUUAAAUGUCAAUACUAAGAUAUGCCAACCCGAUUGCAAGCCUGGUUUCCAGCUGAACGAGACCUCAAACGCUUGCCAUCCAAUAUGUAGCAAAGGCUGCGAUAACGGAAUCUGUCGUGCCCCGGAAACUUGUGAAUGCAAAAUGGAUUAUCAGAAAGGUCCCGAUAACAGCUGCUUGCCCAUAUGUAAAAACGAUUGCCUAAACGGGAAAUGCACGGCCCCAGGAUUAUGUGAAUGUCUCGCAGGACACGUGAAAAUAAGUGAUUCUAUGUGUUUGCCGGACUGCAAAAAUGGCUGUAUGAACGGAUUCUGUAGUGCGCCAGACGUGUGUACCUGUAAUAGUGGUUACACAAAUGAGAGUGGGAACAAAUGUCAGCCGGUAUGUGAAAACGGAUGUGCGAACGGAUUCUGUAAUGCACCAGGGCAAUGCACUUGUGAUAAAGGUUACAGCAAAGUCACCGAGAACAGUUGUGCACCAGUGUGCAAAGACGGGUGUGAGAACGGACUCUGUAGUGCGCCAGAGGAAUGUACUUGUCAUCAAGGAUAUUCUUCAGUGAGUGCGAACAGUUGUGCACCUGUGUGCAACGACGGAUGUGAGAACGGAUAUUGCAGUGCGCCAGGCGAAUGCACUUGUGACGAAGGCUACAGUAAAGUCAGUGAGAACAGAUGUGCACCUGUGUGCAAGAACGGAUGUGAGAACGGAUUCUGUAGUGCGCCAGAUGAAUGCGUUUGUUACGAAGGCUACAAUAAGGUCAGUGAGAACAGUUGUGCACCAGUGUGCAAAGAUGGAUGUGAGAACGGAUUCUGUAGUGCGCCAGGGGAAUGCACUUGUAAGGAAGGCUACAGUACAGUCAGUAAGAACAGUUGUGCACCUGUGUGCAACGACGGAUGUGAGAACGGAUUCUGUAGUGCGCCAGGGGAAUGUACUUGUCAUCAAGGAUAUUCUUCAGUGAGUGCGAACAGUUGUGCACCUGUCUGCAACGACGGAUGUGAGAACGGAUAUUGCAGUGCGCCAGGUGAAUGCACUUGUGACGAAGGCUACAGUAAAGUCAGUGAGAACAGAUGUGCACCUGUGUGCAAGAACGGAUGUGAGAACGGAUUCUGUAGUGCGCCAGAUGAAUGCGUUUGUUACGAAGGCUACAAUAAGGUCAGUGAGAAGAGUUGUGCACCAGUGUGCAACGAUGGUUGUGAGAACGGAUUCUGUAGUGCGCCAGGUGAAUGCACGUGUGACGAAGGCUACAGUAAAGUCAGUGAGAACAGAUGUGAACCAGUGUGCAUCGAAGGAUGUGAGAACGGAUAUUGCAGUGCGCCAGGUGAAUGCACGUGUGACGAAGGCUACAGUAAAAUCAGUGAGAACAGAUGUGAACCAGUGUGCAACGAAGGAUGUAAGAACGGAUUCUGUAGUGCGCCAGGGGAAUGUACUUGUCAUCAAGGAUAUUCUUCAGUGAGUGCGAACAGUUGUACACCUGUGUGCAACGAUGGUUGUGAGAACGGAUUCUGUAGUGCGCCAGGGGAAUGUACUUGUCAUCAAGGAUAUUCUUCAGUGAGUGCGAACAGUUGUACACCUGUGUGCAACGACGGAUGUGAGAACGGAUAUUGCAGUGCGCCAGGUGAAUGCACUUGUGACGAAGGUUACAGUAAAGUCAGUGAGAACAGAUGUGCACCUGCGUGCAAGAACGGAUGUGAGAACGGAUUCUGUAGUGCGCCAGAUGAAUGCGUUUGUUACGAAGGCUACAAUAAGGUCAGUGAGAAGAGUUGUGCACCAGUGUGCAACGAUGGUUGUGAGAACGGAUUCUGUAGUGCGCCAGGUGAAUGCACGUGUGACGAAGGCUACAGUAAAGUCAGUGAGAACAGAUGUGAACCAGUGUGCAUCGAAGGAUGUGAGAACGGAUAUUGCAGUGCGCCAGGUGAAUGCACGUGUGACGAAGGCUACAAUAAAGUGAGUGAGAACAGAUGUGAACCAGUGUGCAACGAAGUAUGUGAGAACGGAUUAUGUAGUGCGCCAGGGGAAUGCACUUGUAAGGAAGGCUACAGUACAGUCAGUAAGAACAGUUGUGCACCUGUGUGCAACGACGGAUGUGAGAACGGAUUAUGUAGUGCGCCAGGGGAAUGUACUUGUCAUCAAGGAUAUUCUUCAGUGAGUGCGAACAGUUGUGCACCUGUGUGCAGGGACGGAUGUAAGAACGGAUAUUGCAGUGCGCCAGGUGAAUGCACUUGUGACGAAGGCUACAGGAAAGUCAGUGAGAACAGAUGUGCACCUGUGUGCAAGAGCGGAUGUGAAAACGGAUUCUGUAGUGCGCCAGGGGAAUGUACUUGUCAUCAAGGAUAUUCUUCAGUGAGUGUGAACAGUUGUGCACCAGUGUGCCAGGACGGAUGUGAGCACGGAUAUUGCAGUGCGCCAGGUGAAUGCACGUGUGACGAAGGCUACAAUAAAGUGAGUGAGAACAGAUGUGAACCAGUGUGCAACGAAGUAUGUGAGAACGGAUUAUGUAGUGCGCCAGGGGAAUGCACUUGUAAGGAAGGCUACAGUACAGUCAGUAAGAACAGUUGUGCACCAGUGUGCAACGACGGAUGUGAGAACGGAUUCUGUAGUGCGCCAGGGGAAUGUACUUGUCAGCAAGGAUAUUCUUCAGUGAGUGUGAACAGUUGUGCACCAGUGUGCCAGGACGGAUGUGAGCACGGAUAUUGCAGUGCGCCAGGUGAAUGCACUUGUGACGAAGGCUACAGUACAGUCAGUAAGAACAGUUGUGCACCUGUGUGCAACGACGGAUGUGAGAACGGAUAUUGCAGUGUCCCAGGUGAAUGCACUUGUGACGAAGGCUACAGUAAAGUCAGUGAGAACAGAUGUGAACCAGUGUGCAACGAAGUAUGUGAGAACGGAUUAUGUAGUGCGCCAGGGGAAUGCACUUGUAAGGAAGGCUACAGUACAGUCAGUAAGAACAGUUGUGCACCUGUGUGCAACGACGGAUGUGAGAACGGAUUCUGUAGUGCGCCAGGGGAAUGUACUUGUCACCAAGGAUAUUCUUCAGUGAGUGUGAACAGUUGUGCACCAGUAUGCCAGGACGGAUGUGAGCACGGAUAUUGCAGUGCGCCAGGUGAAUGCACGUGUGACGAAGGCUACAAUAAAGUGAGUGAGAAUAGUUGUGCGCCAGUAUGCGAAGACGGGUGUCCCAACGGAUUCUGUGAAUCUCCUAACUGCUGCAGCUGCAAUGAAGGCUACAUAAAGUUUGAAAAUGUUUGCACGCGUCAAUGGGAUGACACAGAAAGAUCAAGUACCGGAGGUCCGACGCAAACGGGAAUAAUGGAUAUUUGUGAGCAACGGUGCUGGAAUGGAACCUGUGUGGAUGGACAAUGCAGCUGUGAGGAAAACUACAGACUGACCGAGGAUCCACGGAAUGCUACAAAAUUUCUUUGCCUACCCGAGUGCGAGGAGGAGUGCGUCCAUGGCUAUUGUGCAUAUCCCGGCGUGUGCGUCUGCUACGAUGGCCAGACGCCACAAGAAGGCGUUGAGUGUCCAAGUUUUAGAGGCACAGAAAAUGCAGGUCGAACAGCCGGCAUGAAUAUUUUCAUCAAAAAUUGGUUAUUUUUGGCCUUAGUGGCCGUGGCUGUGCUGCUGGUGGUGAUCAUAUACGUGAUCAUGUAUGCACUUAGGCAACGGGAUUACAGAGUAGACGAGAAGGAACAAAGAUAUGGCGUUUACUUCUCAGCAAAACAAGCUGAUAUAAUACGUGCCUGAGACCACGUAAUGUGAGUGUUAAUAUUU
Molecule: messenger RNA, 4318 nt
Organism: Drosophila novamexicana
Lineage: Eukaryota; Metazoa; Arthropoda; Insecta; Diptera; Drosophilidae
Gene: eater
Product: multiple epidermal growth factor-like domains protein 6
Exons: 4
Coding region: 11-4291 (1426 amino acids)
Source: RefSeq, a predicted model, not a curated record